CUGAAGCUGAGGCAGACUCAUUUCCUUAUUACUGCAAGAAUUCUAUAAAUUGUGGGCAUCAUACUGAGGCCAAACAGAAUGUCUGUAUCAGGAAAGAAAGAGUUUGAUGUAAAGCAGAUCCUUAGGCUUCGCUGGCGUUGGUUUACUCAUUCCUCCCAGACAUCAGCAGGAAGCGGGGGCCACAUACAUCAAGACAGCUCGGAGCAUCACAGCUCACCAGUCCAGAGCCGCUUCAAGAGUCACUCCCGGGACAGAGGAGGAAUUCGCAAGUGCAACAGCCCAGUGCACAGCAUUCUGGAUCCCAUUCCUGGCUCCACACCCAUCUAUGUCAGGCUGGGCAAUCAAUUAUGGCACCGGCAAAAUAUCAUGCAGCAAGCUAGCGAGGAUAUUCCUAAAAACAGUUCACCUGCCACUGUCAGGAAAGAGGAAGGCAAAUGCAGUCAGGAGCAUAUGAAGAAUGACUCGGAGGAGCCCUCUGAGGAAAAAUCCACAGACAGGUUGACUAUGAGCAGUUACUCUAGGAUGAGCUCCAACUGCUCAGUUGAGUUUUUCCAGGCCACAAACCAUGCAGAACAGACCUUUCAUAAGAUAGAGACUUAUCUCCAACACAAGCAGCUGUGUGAUGUGCUUUUGAUAGCUGGAGAUCACAAGAUACCUGCACACAGACUUGUCUUAAGUGCAGUUUCUGACUACUUUGCUGCCAUGUUCACCAAUGAUGUGCGGGAGGCUAAACAAGAGGAGAUCAAAAUAGAAGGUGUUGAUCCGGAGGCACUGAAAUCAUUAGUUCAUUUUGCAUACACUGGUGUUCUUGAGCUGAAGGAAGAGACUAUUGAGAGUCUACUGGCUACAGCAUGUCUGCUCCAGCUCUCACAAGUUAUUGAGGUCUGCUGCAACUUUCUAAUGAAACAACUGCACCCAUCCAACUGCCUGGGGAUCUGUUCAUUUGCUGAUGCUCAAGGGUGCACAGAUCUUCUGAACGUGGCCCACAGCUACACUAUGGAACACUUUCUAGAGGUCAUUCAAAACCAGGAGUUUCUCUUACUUCCUACAAUGGAAAUAGUCAAACUGCUUGCCAGUGAUGACAUCAACAUUCCAGAUGAAGAAACUAUUUUUCAAGCACUGAUGAUGUGGGUACGAUAUGAUGUGCAGCACCGACAACGAGAUUUGGGAGAGCUACUAGUGUACAUCCGCUUACCACUUCUCCCACCUCAGCUUCUUGCUGACCUGGAAAACAAUAGGAUGUUUUCAGAAGAUCUGGAAUGCCAAAAACUACUGAUGGAGGCUAUGAAGUAUCAUUUGCUGCCAGAGCGCCGUCCAAUGCUACAGAGUCCAAGGACCAAACCACGCAAGUCCACUGUUGGGGCACUCUAUGCAGUAGGAGGCAUAGAUGCCUCAAAAGGUUCUACAACAAUAGAAAAGUAUGACCUUCGCACUAACACAUGGAUCCAGGAUGGAGUAAUGAAUGGCCGACGGCUUCAGUUCGGUGUGGCAGUAAUUGAGAAAAAACUCUACAUGGUUGGCGGAAGAGAUGGCCUCAAGACAUCCAAUAUGGUGGAGUGCUAUGACCCUAUCACUAAAGUGUGGUGCACUAUGCCUCCUAUGUCAACCCACAGACAUGGGCUAGGUAUUGCUGUACUGGAAGGACCUAUGUAUGCAGUGGGAGGCCAUGAUGGAUGGAGCUAUCUGAACACAGUAGAGCGGUGGGACCCACAGGCCAGACAGUGGAAUUAUGUGGCUAGCAUGUCCACUCCUCGCAGCACUGUGGGAGUCACUGCCCUCAAUGGAAAAUUGUUUGCAGUAGGAGGCCGUGAUGGAAGCUCCUGCCUGCGAUCAAUGGAAUGUUUUGAUCCCCAUACAAACAAAUGGAGUAUGUGUUCACCAAUGGCAAAGAGGAGAGGAGGAGUGGGUGUGGCUACAUACAACAGUUUCCUCUAUGCAGUCGGUGGCCAUGAUGCACCAGCUUCAAAUCACUGCUCUCGCCUGUCUGACUGUGUGGAGAGGUAUGACCCAAAAACAGACAUGUGGACUACAGUUUCAUCCCUUAGUGUGCCUCGUGAUGCAGUUGGAGUCAGUUUACUUGGGGACAGAUUGUAUGCAGUAGGUGGCUAUGAUGGCCAGUCCUACCUAAAUACUGUGGAGUCCUAUGAUGCGCAGAACAAUGAGUGGACUGAGGAGGUGCCUUUGAACAUUGGGAGAGCUGGGGCCUGUGUAGUGGUAGUAAAAUUGUCUUGAGCAUCCAGGCUUCCUGAAUAACACUCUUUCAGCAGACACACCAGCAGUGUAAUAAUAAUAAUAAUAAUAAUAAUAAUAAUAAUAAUAAUAAUACCUUCAUGUCAACACUUAGAAUGUUCAUUCCUGUCUUGCUUGUUCAUUCCUAUCGUAUUUGAAAAUGUGAGAGACCUAAAUAGCUGACUAUUACUAUUAAUAAUUGACUAUUAUAAGUAGACAGUGGAAAAACUGUAGUUAUUAUAAUUAUUACAGCAUAUCAAGCUUUACAGUUUAAUUUUGGAAAUCAAAACAUUUUGCAUAUGAGUAUCAAAAUUGUUGAAUGUGUAUAUUAAAAGUCAGUUUUACCAGAUUAGCUUUCAUAUUGUUUACCUCAUAAUACAUUCUGAGGUUAGUAUUUUGAUGUCAGUUACAUAAAAUGUGUAUUUUAAAUAAUAGUGCAUAUGCAGACUUGCUUAUUUCAUUUAUUUUUAUUUUGUGAAAAAAUGUGUUUUGACUCUUGCACAAUGCUUUUUAAAAAUCACUGUGAAUUCAAUUGUGGGCUUGCUAACUAAACAUGAAGUUAUUUUACACAAAACAUUUUUUAAAGAUCAUUUAAGCACAAAUCUCAUACACAUUUUUAUGUAAAAUUAGAUACAGCAUGAAACUUGAAUAUGCUUUGAAUUAGCUGCAAAACACCAAAGUAAUUAUAACAUGAUAGUAGUUAUAAAUGUUAACUGUUUACAAAAUAGUGACUUUACAAAUAUAUCAUAUUGAUAUUCCACAUUAUUGUAUAAUUUCUUGUAAUUAAUUCAUGUACAUAUUUCUUGAAUUAGUGUUAAAUGUAAAUGAUGGUCAUAUUUUUUGGCAUGCUGCUUCAGUAUAUUUAUAAUUGAUAAUACUUUCAUAUAUGGUAUAUUGAACAUUAAUUUCCAGAGAUCAACACUGAUGUGUUGUUUUAAUUCUGGAAUUUUUCAUAUGUGUUGACUUCCUGUAAUGGUCAUAUAUAAGCAUUUCCCAAGUAAAAUCUGAAAUUUCUGAAUCAGAAUUUAACCAUAGCAAGUCCAAUAAAUGGCUGUAAAAAUAGCUUUUGCAAAGUGAGGUAUUUGUAGUAAAUGGGUUACUAAAAAAUUAACAAUAAGAAAAUUUUCACUAUUUUAUAUAGCAUGUAAACAUAAAUAAAUGUUUUAACUCUUAA
Molecule: messenger RNA, 3403 nt
Organism: Electrophorus electricus (electric eel)
Lineage: Eukaryota; Metazoa; Chordata; Actinopteri; Gymnotiformes; Gymnotidae
Gene: klhl4
Product: kelch-like family member 4
Molecular function (GO): protein binding
Source: RefSeq, a predicted model, not a curated record